This is a messenger RNA of Podospora anserina S mat+, 1020 nucleotides long. RefSeq lists its product as uncharacterized. The record is from RefSeq and is a predicted model, not a curated record. Gene Ontology annotation, molecular function: acyltransferase activity, transferring groups other than amino-acyl groups. The transcript is spliced from 3 exons. The annotation marks the transcript as partial. NCBI's taxonomy places the organism in Eukaryota, Fungi, Ascomycota, Sordariomycetes, Sordariales, Podosporaceae.
GGGUGUUGUUGUUCUGUCUUGGUGUUUGUUAGUCUUAUACUUCACCUCAUGUUUAUACCUCUUAUACAUUCCUCCACAUAUUACGGUAAGAGAGACAAACCGCCCAAAAUGCCUUACCUCGUCCUCCCAGCCCUCAUCCCCGACAUCCGGCCCUGCUACGACGCCUACUUUGCCGCCUUCACCACCGACCCCUCCGGCUCUUUAUUGCUCGACAUCCUCUUCCCCUCGGGCGUCACGUCCGAGGAGUUUCGCGAGGCGCACACCAACGGCACCCUGCAAUGGUGGCACACCUCCGAGACGCAGUACACCUACAAGUGUGUCGACUCGGAGACGGGUGAGAUCAUCGGCAUGGCCCUCUGCGACGUGUUUGUCAAGCCUAGAACAGAAGAGGAGCGCAAGAUGCCAGAGAUUGGGUGGCUUCACGGGGAGCAGAGGACACGGGCGGAGAGGGUGCUGGACGGGCUUUGGAGUGCGAGGGAGAGGAUUAUGGGGGGGAGGCCGAGAGACUCUUGUGCUUCCUGCAGAGACCACGUGCUGUAUUGUUUCCUGGGAGGGCACCAUCUCGCUAAUAUCAUCACCGCAACAGACAUCCACGCUUUUGCCGUUGACCCCAAGCACCAAGGCAAGGGAGCUGGCUCUGCUCUUGUCCAGGCCAUUGUUGACCUCGGAAACACUAUCGGACUGCCCAUCUACCUCGAAGCGACGCCCACAUCGGAAAACGUGUACUUCAGAAAGGGCUUCAGGAGAGUCCCCGCGGAUAUAGCCCAGGUGGUUCACGAGGCGGCCGUGUUGGGGACCAAAGAGGACGUGGAGGUACCGCUCAUGGUGAAGCUGCCGCAGGGUGUGUAUGGAGUCAAGGUUGAUGGGAGAAAGUUGGGGGAGGUGUGGGCGGAGUGGGAGGAGGAGAGGAAGCAACAGCAGCAGCAGCAGCAGCAGCGCCAACAACAGGUUCAACAACAACAACAACAACAACAACAACAACAACAACAACAACAACCAGACGUUGAGGUUAGACCAUAA